AUGCGUUGCCCCCGGACUCAUAAGCAUUUCGGUUCGGGAAUUUUAGGAUCUUUCGUAUAGUGCGGGUCUUACGGCCAGCGAAAUGGUUGUUACGUGUGAGUUCAGCUUCGAUAAUAACAGACAUGGCACCUUCUACGCCGGGCAGCUUGUGAGCGGCUGCGUAACCCUUAAAUCGGAUAAAAUCAAGGAGGUUCAAGCUGCGCUUGUUAAAGUCGUGGGCUACUCUAUAACCAAAUGGAGCGAAAGACGUCUGGCAACAACAAAACUAUUCGCCGGUCGAGAGGAAUAUCUAGCAUCACAGACAUAUCUCGUAGGCUCGGAGCAAUCCAAUGACAGACACAUUAUACAGGCGGGUGUGCACAACUAUAAUUUUGCCUGCCAGCUGCCGUAUCAGUGUCCCUCAUCGUUUGAGGGUCGCUAUGGCUGCGUGCGCUAUAUAGUCAAGAUAUUGCUGAUCCGGCCCUGGAAAUAUAAUCAGGCCUAUACGCAUGGCAUUACUGUGCUGAAAAUGUUGGAUCUGAACUGUGAAACGCCACAGCUGAGGUUACCAGCGCACAGUGAGAACUACAGGACCUUCUGCUGCGGUCCCUGCAAAACAGCGCCGAUCAAAAUGGAACUGCAUCUGCCUCAGGCGGGCUAUGUGCCCGGCCAGCGUAUACCUGUCACCGUGCUGCUGAUCAACAAUAGCAAUGUUGCCGUCUCUGAGGUGCGUCUCUCGCUGGUCAUGCUGGUCCGUUACUUUAGUGUUACGCCGGAGCACUCUCGCGUGGAUCGCAUUGUGAUUGGCAAGGCCAAAGGUGACUCCGUGCUGCGACGCAGCACGCGUUCCCUGACCCUGGACAUGGUGGUGCCCAGCACGCCGCCAACCUGUCUCGAUGUGUGCAAACUAAUACAAAUUGCCUAUCAGCUAGAGGUGGAGGCGCUGAUUAAGAGCCUGCGGGAACAUCAGAUGAUCACCAUGCCCAUAACCAUAGGCACCUGGCCGCUGGGCAACAGCUCAUCCGCCUCGGAUGUGGUGCAGCAGCAGCCACCCAGGCGCAGCGAACGCUACGAGUCGCCGGCGGAUGAGCUGCCCGUGGUUACAGCGCUGGCAAACCAGCUCAACUCUCCAGAUAUAGGUAAGCUCUUCCAGAACAUCCGCCAAUCAGCAUAUCUUCUGAUAGCAUUACUUCUUUCGAAAGGUCUGCCCACGUUCGAGGAGUCAAAGCACACGCUGCACGGCAACAUUAACGAGGAGGAGCUUUAUGCGUUCGGAGUCAACGAAUUUGCGCCCUUAUAUCCGGUUUACAGCAUUCCAAGUCCUGUACCCGUUCUUUCGGCCAACAGUCGGAAUAUUGGAUUCAUCAACCAAAGUUUUGAAAAGUAAGCUUUGCUGGCACUUGGGUGGGGGCUGUUAAAUAAGCUCGAGAAUUUUGAUUUGCAUAUAAAUAUUUACUAAGAAUUGUUGAAAUAUAUUUGCGUUUGUAGUACAGAUUGAUGCUUGGGGUUGAAAAUUUGCUAACUUAUAUAUCACUUGUAUAGAAAUGUUUCAGCAAAAGUUGACUUACUUUUUGGGUGGAUGAAAAAUUUGACAGCUUGUGUAGAACAGUUUAUGUGGGAAGGUGCAAGUUAAACAGUUAGUAUACAACAGUUUAUAUUAAGAGUAGUUGUUCCCACUAUUUGAAUACCAGUUUUUUUAAAAUAGCUGACAAUGUUGUAAAGGAUAGCAAACUAUUAUAAUUUAACGAAGGAUUGUGAAAAUGCUAGUCUAUGAUUUCAACUGUGUUGUUCACGUAUAAAAGUAUUUUUUUGUAACGCUUGAACUAAGGGUUGUUAUAUGGUUGUAAAACUAGCUUUUGCAAGGAUAAUAAAAGUAGAACAGUUUGAUUUUAGCACAUUAUUUAUAAAUAUAAAAGUAUUAAUGCUCUCGUAUAACAGUCUGUUAUAUCAGUUGAAAUUGUGCGAAUUUAGAUAUAUUUCGCCUGUAUAACAGUUUAUAUAAGAGUAUGAUAAUUUGCGUAUAAGAUUUUGAUUAUAGCAAAGAAAAUAUGCAAUUUUCGAAUUUGUUAUACUGGAAGGGGCACUGCUUGCUCUUCAACGUCUUGUACCAAAACUCGCUGUUAAGCCUGUUAAAUGGAUUCCACAGCUAUGCACUGCUUGGUUAAAAUAAACGAAUUAAAGAAAUA
Messenger RNA from Drosophila novamexicana, 2165 nucleotides. Its product is annotated as arrestin domain-containing protein 17. The transcript has 4 exons. The record is from RefSeq and is a predicted model, not a curated record. Lineage: Eukaryota; Metazoa; Arthropoda; Insecta; Diptera; Drosophilidae. Gene Ontology annotation, cellular component: cytoplasm. Bases 83 to 1366 code for a protein of 427 amino acids. Gene Ontology annotation, biological process: protein transport.